UCCCAGUCACUCCUUGCUACACCCACCUACAGCGCGUCUGGUCUACGCGCGAAUCACACUCUUUCAGUACUCAUAGUGCUUACAUAGCGACAUAAUCCGCCGAGAUGAAGUCAUUCGCCCUUUCCACGGCUGCACUUAUCGCAGGCCUUAUCUCUACGACUACUGCGCAAACCCAUACCAACUGCUACCCUCUCAACACCACAGGAUGUCCAGACAUGGAGGCGCUCGGCGGAAACGUCACCUUCAACUGGAACAAGACUGGCAUCCCGAACGAUGACAAGGUCUGGAAGAUGCCUAACCAGGGCAAGAUCGACUGGGUCGAGAAGGGUGCAACCUUCACCAUUGAGCGAUCGGGCGACUCCCCCACAGCGAACUCGGUGUUCUACAUGCUCUUUGGUCGCCUCGAGAUUGUCAUGAAGGUGGCCACGGGCACGGGUAUCAUCUCCAGUGCUAUCCUGCAGUCCGAGGCGCUCGAUGAGAUCGACUGGGAGUUCCGUGGCGACAACAAGAUGAUCUUGACCAACUACUUCGGCAAGGGUGACACGACGACCUACGAUCGCGGAAAAGACUUCGACCAAGGCUUCAACCCACAGGACGACUUCCACAACUACACUAUCGACUGGAGAAAGGAACGCAUCGAGUGGUGGGUCGACGACAAGCUCGUCAGGACACUCACCCCCAGUGAGGCUAAAGAUGGAACACGGUACCCGCAAACGCCUAUGAACGUCCGCCUUGGUUCAUGGGCUGCUGGUGACCCCAACAAGAACGACCCUGGUGUUGUCGAGUGGGCUGGUGGCAAGACAGACUUUACCAAGGGACCAUACACCAUGACGAUCCAGUCUGUCUACGCGCAAGACUACACAAGCGGCGCUGCGAAGUACUCAUGGGCUGACAUGGAUUCGUCUGGUGACUGGGAGAAGGUCAAGGUCAUCGAGGGAAAAUCCGAGGUGCUCGAAGAGAUCCAGUCUCCCCACGGUGUCAAGAACCGAUUCGAAACCCUUUCCAAGGGCGCCAAGAUUGGCAUCAUUGCUGGUGUCCUCGGAGCUCUAGCAAUUGGCGCAGCUGUCUUCCUGUUCUGCUGCAUCAAGAAGCGUCGCGAAGGCAAGAGAGAGCACCAGGCUCUCCUCGCUGAGGAGCAAAAGGAGGCUGCGGAGCUCAGCGAGUACAAGGCUCAGAUGCAAGCCGGCAGGUUUGCCAUGGGGUCCAAUAACCGCGUCUAAGGCUCAUUGCGAGAGGAGAUGUUGGAGUUGCGGAUAUACAAUCUCUUUAAUAGGAUGGGGUUUUUUCCUUGCAGCUGGAAGGCAGCUUGUUGAAUAGAGGCUGUUGUUCCCUUGUUAUGUCAGUGUUACGAUCAGUUGUUUUUUUGUUUCAUGCAUGCUUUAUAUACCCUUGCGCUGCUUUCGUCGACCAAGGCUAUACUGUAGUGCCUAGUUUGCAAUAUACCACGACUUGAUGUCGCGCGGUUAAG
Alternaria alternata is the source of this 1468-nucleotide messenger RNA. RefSeq lists its product as hypothetical. Bases 105 to 1220 code for a protein of 371 amino acids. The record is from RefSeq and is a predicted model, not a curated record. Gene Ontology annotation, biological process: carbohydrate metabolic process; fungal-type cell wall organization. Gene Ontology annotation, molecular function: glycosyltransferase activity; hydrolase activity, hydrolyzing O-glycosyl compounds. The transcript is spliced from 3 exons. Gene Ontology annotation, cellular component: fungal-type cell wall. NCBI's taxonomy places the organism in Eukaryota, Fungi, Ascomycota, Dothideomycetes, Pleosporales, Pleosporaceae.